Molecule: messenger RNA, 3108 nt
Organism: Meloidogyne enterolobii
Lineage: Eukaryota; Metazoa; Nematoda; Chromadorea; Rhabditida; Meloidogynidae
Source: the annotation of a GenBank genome assembly
AUGCAGCCUCUUCAUCGAACACAACUGGAAGGUUUGUAUUCAUAUUUGAAUUUAUUCAAAGUUUAUUUUAGUCAUUCCGCGACUGAGAAGACGAAAACUAACGAAGCUUCAACAACUUCAAAAUCGGUUCAAUCGGGCGUUCUUGUGGCUGCGGCCGCUGCUGCUGUUCACAAUCCUGUAUCAUCCGAAGCCUUUGUCGCUGCAGCCGCAGCUUUUGAAAAUCGGUCACCUCGUUUUGCCUCUUUGUUGCACCAACAGGAACAGAUAACAACCUCAACAAUUCUUCCUUCAUCUUUUUUAACAAACACUUCAAAUGCCUUGGCGUCUUCUGCAUUGUUUGAAAAUAAAAUACCACAAAUUGUCAAUACUUCGAAUUUGGGAUUACCUAGUAGCAGUUCCAACAACAAUUUAAAUAGUUAUAACUUUUCACCAUUAAUGACCAGUUCAUUACCAUCCACAGUGGCAGCUGCUGUACAUCAGCAAAGUAUUAUUGCCAGCACUACAAUUGCUGCUAGUGAUUUUGCUGUUUCAUUUGCUUCACAAUUGGCAGCUGCUGCGGCUGUGGUUGGAGGGGUGGCAACUUCCACGGUUCGAACUGAUUCAGCUGAUGCGGUCACAGUCGAUUCUUCAGCUUCGACAACCACAAGUUGCGAUAUGCAGCAUAUAGGGUUUACUUCAUCCAUUAAUAACAACAGUGUUGAUAAUAGCGGUAAUGGCUGUCCAAUGGAGGUUGAACAACCUGUUGGAACAUCACCAUUAGUAACUACAAUAUCCCCAUCACUUAUUGGCAUAAAUAGAUCAUCACUUGAUGAUAUUUCUAUUGGUUCACAGCCCAGCCAUGCACAGAAUCAAAGCAGGGCGGUUGCAGCCGCAAUGCUUGGAGCAAAGUCUCAACGUGCUGCUGGAUUUCUUAGCACCAUCGUGCCUCGUAUGCAGCAUCUAUUAAACUCAACUACAAAUUCUACAACAGCUCCGGCCAUGCUUUCGAUCGUUGAGGGUCUCAAAUCUUCCAAUGAAAUUCGUCAAUCAGAAGCGGCAUCUGAGUUAGCAGAGAUGCUAUUGCUAGGAAAUGAAGAGAGCCUUCCAAAUAUGCCAAUUGUUGAGAUUGUCCAAGCUCUGUGUGGACUCCUCCAAAAGGACGAUAAUUUUGAAUUGAUGCUUACUGCUGCUCGCUGUAUCACAAAUAUGCAGGAAGCGCUUCCGCGAGCUCUUCCAGCAAUCGUUGAGACAAUUCCUUUGCUUUUGGCGAAACUUAAGCGUAUCGAAUACAUUGAUGUGGCCGAGCAGUCUUUAAUUGCACUUGAAGUUAUGUCGCGUCGUAAUGGCAAACAAAUUCUUUUGCAGGGAGGCAUUACAUCAGCAAUUUCUCAUGUCGACUUCUUUUCUUUGCCUUCACAACGUCUUUGUUACCAGAUAUGCGCAAAUUGUGCGUUAAAUGUUUCUCAGAAUGAAUUUCAUCUUGUUAAGGAUUGUUUGCCUGAUUUGACUCAGAGAUUAGUUUAUGUUGAUGAUAAGCGUUGUGUUGAAUCGAUCUGUACAUUUUUCAACAGAAUUAUUGAAAAUAUGCGACAAAAUGCUGACCGUCUUCGUCAAAUCACUGGUACUAGCUAUGAAUUUCUUCAAAAUGUUCAAAAGAUGUUGGCUAUACAACCAUCCAAUAUAACUCCUGGCAUUUAUUUGUCUCUUAUCAAAUCAAUUCGUUAUAUUGUUUCGCAAUGUUCUGAUGCUGCAUUAGCGCUUGUUCGAAUGGAUUUUGGCAACACAAUUAGAGCGUUGAUUGGACCUGAUCGGACUGAAAGCCCUUCAACUCCCAGUGCAUCAUCCGGUGAUUUGGGAGAGCGAAUUAAUAAUGGUAUUAAUUCGCGUCCUUCAGUUCAAAUUAAGGAGAUUAUUACAUUAAUUGGUCAACUAGUCGAAAAUCUGCCCCGUGGUGGAGAAGAAGUUGUUUCUUUAUUACAUCUUAUACCACUUCUAGUCGACAUUGGAAGCAAUUCAACUUGUUCUCAAUUACGUAAUGAAUCUCUAAAUGUGAUGAGUUCUAUUGUUAAAAUGGUCGAUAAAGUUGACACUUUGGAGCCAAUUCUACGUGACAUCCCAUUGGCUGUUUUUAUUACUCAAAUGUUGAGUUCUAAUCGGAAUCUUGGGACACUGCUUUCUAGUCUUCAACUGUCGAGAGUCUUGCUUGAUAAACUUCCACAAUUGUAUAUUCCAUUGUUUGAGGCUGAAGGCGUAUUUCAUGAAACUCGACGUCUUAUGCUACCUAUUGAGGCACCAACCAUUGAUAGAAAGCCUAAUUACUCUCGUAGUUCGAUGGCAGAACAUUUAUUGGAAGGAUUGGUAAAUUCCCACAGCGGCGGCGAUACUGGGGUUCGCCAAGACCUUGUAUGUAAAGAAGCAAAACAAAUUGCUGAUAAAUUUGCAACUGAUUAUGCUGCUCGUAAAUUCAGCAUCAAAGAACCUCAUCGUGCUCGAAAGUUAUUUGACAAACUCAAUGCUUUAGCCAAUAAGCUACGCAGUAAUAAGGAUUAUGGUGCUGAACCUUUGAUGGAUUUAAAGAAUUUACUUCUCGAACAAGAUAUUACCUCAUUCCAAUUUAAUCAAAGUGGGAUUCCUGAUGCAUUAAUCAGUUAUUUAUGUAAUGUCUCAGGCACGUCGCAACUACGCGGUAUUCGUUUAAAGCAUUUUGCUUCGGUUUUCAUGGGAUUGAACGAAGAUUCAUUGCAUGCUGACUCAAUUGGUGCUGAUAAUAAACGCCGUUACCCGUUUGAGUUAUUGGUUACAAAACUUACAAACACAAUUGGCACUAUGGAGCAAUUCCAAGUUCGUGUCACCAAUCUUUCUGGAAUUUUUACAAACGGUAGUGGCUCUUCGUCACUGGCACAAUAUCAGUCUGCUUUGUUGGGUGGCGGGGCUGGCGGUUCACUGUUUUCGACAACACUUCGUGGAGCACAGGCUUUACGAUUUUUCCAGAUGCAUCAAAUCCGUAUAAAUCUUCGUCGUCACCCUAAGUGCAAAAAUUUGCGUGAAUGGCGUCAUGGGAGAGGUUCUAUUAAAGUUGACCCAUUUACAUCAAUCUCUUCCAUUGAAAGGUUACAAAGUGUUUUUUAA